Messenger RNA from Cannabis sativa, 2060 nucleotides. RefSeq names its product pyruvate decarboxylase 1-like. NCBI's taxonomy places the organism in Eukaryota, Viridiplantae, Streptophyta, Magnoliopsida, Rosales, Cannabaceae. The transcript has 6 exons. Bases 12 to 1949 code for a protein of 645 amino acids. The record is from RefSeq and is a predicted model, not a curated record. Gene Ontology annotation, molecular function: magnesium ion binding; thiamine pyrophosphate binding; carboxy-lyase activity.
UCAUAGUUCACAUGCAUUACAAGAACAUUUCAUGCUGGCAUACUAAUAUGUUGGCCACUAUGAAAUUAUCAAACAUACUAGUGACAUGCAACCUUAAUAAUUUGCAAGUCUUGAGAUCCAAUCACAAGAUGAGCACUAGUGCAAGGUCUCACAAAAUCCAACCUAAAAAUUUGGCAUUCAAUAUAAGAUCCAAGCAUCAAAAUUAUAACUCUCUUGGUGGUCACCUCGCCCAGCGACUCGUUCAGAUUGGCGUGUCAGACGUUUUCUUUGUGCCUGGUGACUUCAACCUCGCGCUUCUUGACCAUCUUGUAGCCGAGCCUCAACUCAACCUAAUUGGUUGUUGCAACGAGUUGAAUGCUGGGUAUGCAGCCGAUGGCUAUGCUCGGUCACGCAGUGUUGGAGCCUGCGUGGUGACCUUCACUGUCGGCGGUCUUAGCAUUAUGAACGCUAUAGCCGGUGCGUACAGUGAGGAUCUUCCGGUCAUUUGUAUAGUUGGGGGCCCUAACUCAAAUGAUUAUGGAGCUAAUAACAGAAUUCUUCACCAUUCUAUUGGGUUAGCUGAUUUUAGUCAAGAGCUCAAAUGCUUCCAACAAAUCACUUGUCAACAGGUGGUUGUGAAUAACUUGGAUAAUGCACAAGAGCAAAUUGAUGGGGCCAUAGCUGCAGCAUUAGAGCAUAGCAAACCUGUGUACAUUAGCAUAAGUUGCAAUCUGCCUGGAUUAUCUCAUCCUUCCUUUCUUCGCAACCCACUUCCAUUCUCCUUACCAGUCAGACUAAGUAACACUGUGGAGCUAGAACUAGCAGUAGAAACAGCAGCAGAGUUCUUGAACAAAGCAGUCAAGCCAAUCCUUUUGGCUGGACCGAAACUCCGAUCAGCAAAAGCUACCGAGGCAUUCCACGAGCUUUCUAAUGCGAGUGGUUAUUCGGUGGCUAUCAUGCCUACAGCAAAAGGGCUUGUACUAGAGAAUCACCCUCGCUUCAUCGGUACAUACUGGGGCACAAUAAGCACUCCCUAUUGCAAUGAGACUGUUGAACUGGCCGACGCUUACCUUAUCGCCGGCCCAGUAUUCAACGAUUAUAUCAAUGUAGGGCACUCGCUCUUACUUAAAGAAGAGCGAGCCAUAAUUGUUCAACCCCAUAGUGUUAGAAUCGGAAAAGGUCCUACCUUUCGAUUCGUUGAGAUGAAAGACUUCUUAGUGGCAUUAGCAAAGAGAAUAAAACACAAUACAACAUCUCAUGAGAAUUAUGAGAGAAUGUAUAUGGCAGAUGAUGGAGGUCAUCCUCUAAUAAUGAGAUCUUCUUGGUCAAGUGGUGAUGAGAUCAUGAUGAAGAAGGAGGCGUUGAGAGUUAAUGUGGUGUAUGGGCAUUUGGAGAAAAUGUUGUCUAGUAACACAACUAUGAUUGCUGACACUGGUGUCUCAUGGUUUAGUUGCCAAAAGCUCAAAUUGCCACAAGGAUGUGGGUUUGAAGUUCAAAUGCAUUAUGGAUCAAUCGGUUGGUCAGUAGGAGCUAGUCUUGGGUAUGCACAGGCAGCAUCACCAAACAACCGAGUCAUUGCUUGCAUUGGAGAUGGCAGUUUUCAGAUGGGUGCACAAGAGGUGUCAACAAUGCUUCGUUGUGGACAAAAUAGUAUAAUAUUUCUAAUUAACAAUGGAGGGUACACCAUAGAAGAAGUCAUACAUGAAGGAUCCUACAAUGUUAUUAAGAAUUGGAACUACACUGCUUUAGUUGAUGCAAUUAAUAAUGGUGAACACAAAUGUUGGACCACUAAGGUUUCAUGUGAGGAGGAACUUGUUGAAGCAAUGAAGAUGGCAACAGAAGAAAAAAGAGAGUACUGUUUGUGCUUCAUUGAAGUGUUAGUACACAAGGAUGACACAAGCAAAGAGUUGGUUGAGUUCUGCUUAAGAACAUCCCUUUUCACUUCUCGAGCACCUACUUAUAUUUUAUAAUCUUAUAAAUUAAUUACAAUAAUAUCUCUUAUUAUAAUUUAGUCUCAAUAAAUUGAACUUGUGCUAAAAACUUAUCAAUCAUAAUUUAUAUAAUAUGCAUGGUUAUUAUUA